Molecule: messenger RNA, 771 nt
Organism: Peronospora farinosa
Lineage: Eukaryota; Oomycota; Peronosporomycetes; Peronosporales; Peronosporaceae
Source: the annotation of a GenBank genome assembly
AUGUCGGUUCUACGACUGUCAUGCCGUGCAGUGCGUCUUGCCAAGACGUUUCCAGCUUCCAUUCGCUCACUUUACACCAUCUCUCACAUAAAACCCAAUCGUCGAUUUGUUAAUGUAUCUUCGUUUCAACGACUUGCAUUCGAUAGCAAUAGCCAUUUUCAAACCUCUUUAUUUCCUGCGUCAUUCGCUGUUCACCACUUUAGUUCGUCUCGGUCUAAUAAAGACGCACAGAAGACGCAUGACGCCGUAGUAGACAAAAUCACGCUGCCAGACUCAUCGUUGAUUGGAUAUCAGGUGUAUUCGGCGCCAAUGUCACGUGCUGUGCGUCUCAUGAAAGCUGUAUCCGUCACUAGUUGCGUUCUCACGUCUAUUGGCAUGCCCGUGCUGUGCAUGGUAAGCGAGCAGGACACCUCUACAAUUGGCAAAUGGGCCAUGUGUGGCACUAUCAUGCUGUUCGGUUUGGGCAGUACAUCGCUGUUCCAUUAUCUUUUCAAGCCCUACGUGAUGAGAAUGUGGUUGGCAGACUCGUUAGCUGCUGACGGUACGGGAGGAGAAGCUAUAGACGACCCGAUGGUGACGGUCGAGACGGUGACUCUGUUUGCUCAACUGACGAAGAAUUCGUUCCGAUUGUCCGAGGUGUCUCCACCGGCCCAGACGAUGCACCCGAUGGUGUCGUUCCAGGCACGUGACCGACACUACUUCAUACACCCAGAGACAUUUGAAGAUCGAAACUUGCUGAAGAAGCUUGUUGGAGCGGGCAAGCGCAAGUAA